This is a messenger RNA of Kwoniella shivajii, 1047 nucleotides long. RefSeq lists its product as uncharacterized. Gene Ontology annotation, cellular component: mitochondrial nucleoid; mitochondrial chromosome. The transcript has 5 exons. Gene Ontology annotation, biological process: recombinational repair; interstrand cross-link repair. The record is from RefSeq and is a predicted model, not a curated record. Lineage: Eukaryota; Fungi; Basidiomycota; Tremellomycetes; Tremellales; Cryptococcaceae. Gene Ontology annotation, molecular function: single-stranded DNA binding. The coding region runs from base 1 to 1047 and encodes 348 amino acids.
AUGCGUCUAUUGACAGCUGCAUUGCGUAUUGCUCCUCAAACGAUAUCUUCAGCGAGAAUACGAGGUGUAUCUACUAGCUCGACGAUCCAAGCUGCUGCAGCUACAUCUUCACCCUCUCGAUAUAUACGGAAGACUGCCAUCCCAUCGAGAUCCACUGCUUCAUCCUCUACAGCAGCAUCAAAGGGCACACCAAGGUCUUUCAAACCCACUUCUACACCAUCUCCUGCACCUUCACCUGCACCAGUGGUAGAUGAGGUAGAUGAUUUCCCCGAUGAUUUCCCAUUACCUACAAAUGAAUCACCCAUAGAAGAUUAUGCUCACCUGUUCUCCCCUUCUUCUUCUACAUCUACAUCAUCCUCCUCUUCAAGAGCUCCAGCAAGAUCUCCUGGGAAUACACCUACGGCUUCACCACCUCUGACGAACCUACCAGGAGAAGGAUAUUCUCCACUUCCCACCGCCAGUGGAACUGUUGUUCAAGGAGACGGGGGAAUUCAAGGUGAAGCGUCAAUAGGAUCAGGAACAGAUUGGUCAUCUUCUUUCGCGGGUUUGAGCGAACGUCCUUUCCCUAAAGAAGUAGCAGAUGAACUAUUAAAAGAAUUGAAACCUCAAGAUGUGGAGAUCAAACCCGAUGGACUAUUAUAUCUGCCUGAAAUCAAAUAUCGUAGAACUUUAAAUGCAGCGUUCGGUCCAGGUGGAUGGGGUUUAGCUCCCAGAGGAGAAACAAAUGUUGGACCUCGAAUCGUCAGUAGAGAAUGGGGAUUAGUAUGUCUAGGAAGACUCGUUUCGAUAGCAAGAGGUGAACAGGAAUAUUUCGAUCCUUCUGGGAUUCCAACUGCUACUGAAGCUUGUAAGAGUAAUGCCCUCAUGAGAUGUUGUAAGGAUUUAGGUAUAGCAAGUGAACUAUGGGAUCCAACCUUCAUAAGAAAUUUCAAAGUGCAACACUGUAAAGAAGUCUUUGUAGAACAUGCUACUAAGAGAACAAAGAAAAAGCUGUGGAGAAAGAAAGACGCUCCCAAAUUCGAUUACCCAUGGAAAGAAGGGGUCUAA